This is a messenger RNA of Polyodon spathula (Mississippi paddlefish), 4445 nucleotides long. Its product is annotated as AP-3 complex subunit beta-1-like. Gene Ontology annotation, biological process: intracellular protein transport; anterograde synaptic vesicle transport; vesicle-mediated transport. The coding region runs from base 144 to 3509 and encodes 1121 amino acids. The record is from RefSeq and is a predicted model, not a curated record. Lineage: Eukaryota; Metazoa; Chordata; Actinopteri; Acipenseriformes; Polyodontidae. Gene Ontology annotation, cellular component: AP-3 adaptor complex; clathrin adaptor complex; membrane coat. The transcript has 27 exons.
CUCACCCAUCCGGUACUGCGUGGACGAAAAAAGCUUUACGAACAGUAGGAAAAGUUUCAGGAGGAAAAAGUCAUUGUUUUUUUUGUUUUUUUUUUUCAAGGGAAAAAACAAGCUCCCAAAAAAAUUGAAGAAACGAAACCAGAAUGCUGAGUAUGUCGAAUAACAACAGCAUGUCCUAUAAUGACCAAGGAGGAGCAGUAGAGUCUGCUACCGAAGCGGGGCUGGAGACAACUCCGACCACUUCAACUGGAGCGGGGUUCGGCCUCUUCAGCACAGAUUACAAAAAAAAUGAUGACCUUAAAGCAAUGUUGGAGAGCAGCAAGGAUUCUUUAAAGCUGGAGGCUAUGAAAAGAAUUGUCGGGCUGAUUGCUAAAGGAAAGAAUGCAUCUGAAUUAUUCCCUGCAGUGGUGAAGAAUGUGGCAAGUAAAAACAUCGAGCUGAAGAAGCUGGUGUACGUGUACCUGGUUCGCUAUGCAGAAGAGCAGCAAGAUGUGGCUCUUCUCUCCAUCUGCACAUUCCAGCGUGCUUUGAAGGAUCCUAACCAGCUCAUCCGUGCUAGUGCUCUGAGAGUUUUAUCCAGUGUCCGAGUGCCUGUUAUUGUUCCAAUCAUGAUGCUGGCCAUUAAAGAAGCAGCUACUGAUUUGUCACCAUAUGUCAGAAAAACUGCAGCUCAUGCAAUUCAAAAACUGUACAGUCUUGAACCAGAUCAAAAAGAACAUUUAAUUGAAGUAAUUGAAAAACUACUAAAGGAUAAAAGCACGCUGGUUGCUGGGAGUGUUGUAAUGGCAUUUGAGGAAGUGUGUCCUGAUCGGAUAGAUCUGAUUCACAAGAAUUACCGGAAACUCUGCAACGUGCUGGUGGAUGUGGAGGAGUGGGGACAAGUACUUAUCAUCAACAUGCUCACCAGAUACGCACGCACGCAGUUCCUGAGCCCCUGGAAGCAGGAUGAAAUAUUUGAAGAGAAUUGUGAACAAGCCUUCUACGGUUCAGAUGAUGAGAGGAACAACAAAAGUGAGCCUACAUCCAAGCCCUAUGUGAUGGACCCAGACCACCGAUUGCUUCUGAGGAACACCAAGCCUUUGUUGCAGAGUAGAAACACAGCUGUUGUGAUGGCUGUUGCUCAGCUUUACUGGCAUUUAGCUCCCAGGUCUGAAGUGAGCCUCGUCACCAAGUCAUUAGUGCGAUUACUUCGAAGCCACAGAGAGGUGCAAUUUAUUGUGCUGCAGAACAUUGCAACAAUGUCUAUUCAGAGAAAGGGCAUGUUUGAGCCAUAUCUGAAAAGUUUCUAUGUGAGAUCAACUGAUCCAACACACAUCAAGACACUAAAGCUGGAGAUACUGACUAACCUGGCCAAUGGAGCUAAUAUCUCUACAGUCCUCCGGGAGUUUCAGACUUAUGUAAAGAGUCAAGAUAAGCAGUUUGCUGCUGCUACAAUUCAAGCCAUUGGAAGGUGUGCAACAAACAUCUCUGAAGUGACUGAUACGUGCCUGAACGGUCUAGUGCUCCUGCUUUCAAACAGAGACGAGACUGUUGUGGCAGAAAGUGUGGUAGUCAUUAAAAAACUGCUGCAGACACAACCAACGCAGCACAGUGAUAUCAUAAAACACAUGGCAAAACUUUUGGAUAAUAUUGCUGUGCCAAUGGCUAGAGCCAGCAUCGUCUGGCUGAUUGGUGAAUAUUGUGAACGAGUCCCAAAGAUAGCACCUGAUGUAUUGAGAAAAAUGGCAAAGGCUUUUACCUGUGAAGAAGAGAUUGUGAAGCUGCAGACAUUGAACCUGGCAGCUAAACUGUACCUUACCAAUGCCAAACAGACAAAAUUGCUUACACAGUAUAUAUUAAAUCUAGGCAAAUACGAUCCAAACUAUGACAUUAGAGACCGUACAAGAUUUAUUAGGCAGCUGAUUGUCCCCAAUGAGAAAAGCGGAGCCCUAAGCAAGUAUGCAAAGAAAAUCUUCCUGGCCUCGAAGCCAGCGCCGGUGCUCGAGUCUCCAUUUAAAGAUAGGGAUCGUUUCCAGCUUGGCACAUUGUCUCACACCCUUAACACCAAAGCCUCGGGUUACUUGGAGCUGUCAGACUGGCCAGUGAUGGCCCCGGACCAGUCUGUCAGAAAUGUGGAGGUAGUUGAACCGUUCACACAGUCGACUACUCUAGCAGGUAAAGUGAAGGCAGCGAAGCCAGAUGAUGCAUUUUAUUCAGGGUCUGGGGACGAGGAAGCAUCAGGCAGUGGCAGUGAGAGCUGUAGCAGCGAGGAGUCUGGCAGUGACAGUGAGAGCGGCAGUGAUGACGAGGAGAAUGGGAGGAAGAAAAGCAGCAGUGACAGCGCCUCCAGCAGCAACAGCAGCAGUUCCUCCGGCAACGAGAGCCGCUCCAGCCAAUCUGAAUCCGGCAGCAAGAAAAAGAAUCUCAAGAAAAGAAAUCCCAGAAAAAACAAGAAAAGCUGUAAGAACAAAUCUGAAAACGACAAAAUUACCAAAAGCGGAUCAAAAACUAAAACAGACUCCGUUUCAUCCGAGUCAGAAGAGAGCUCUUCAGAGAAGAGUUCUUCCAGUUCUGAAUCUGGGUCAGAACCUGAAACAGACUCCGACUCGGGCACAGACCAAAAGAAACAAAAACCAAAGCCAAAGAAGGAAGAAACUAAAGAGGCACGAGAGAAGACAACAAAACAGGAAGUUUCAUUGCUUGAUCUGGAUGACUUUGCACCUGUGUCCAUGCCAACAGCACCUAGGCCAGCAAUGCUGUCUCCCAGUUUGAUUACUGAUCUGGAAGGCUUGUCCUUAUUGAAUACUUCUCUAUCCAUUGAUGUCACCAGUCCAGUAUACGUGCCUGCGAAAUCUCAUGAGCUUCUCCAUCGAAUGAGUGGCAAAGGGCUAGCAGCCCAGUAUCACUUCCCACGACAGCCUUGCAUUUACAGCUCCGACAUGGUCUCUGUGCAGGUCACACUGACCAACAGUGGAGACCAGACAGUGGAAGACAUUCACAUCGGGGAGAAGAAACUUCCCUCUGGCCUCCAGAUUCACGACUUCAACAGUAUAGAAUCUCUGGAGCCAGGGGCAUCAAUCACAGUGUCAAUGGGCAUCGACUUCAAUGAUUCUACCCAGGCUGCCAACUUCCAACUUUGCACGAAAAGUGACCAAUUCAACGUCAGUAUUCAGCCAGCCGUGGGAGAAUUGCUUCUACCAGUCACCAUGUCUGAGCAGGACUUCAGGACACAGCAAGGAAAGCUUACAGGAAUGAAUGAGAGUGCUGCUACCAUCAGUGUUAAUCAAGAAAACUCCUCAAGCAGAGCCAUCGUGCACAAGGUGGUGACUGCAGCUAACCUGGGGGUGGUACCUUCUGCUGAAGAUCGCAUCCACAGGUUUGCUGCGAAGACUGUGAAAGCUGCGGACCUGGUGCUGGUUACAGUGGAGCUGAAGGAAGCCUCCACAGCUCAGCUCCUCAUCAACACUGAAAAGACUGUGAUUGGCUCGAUGCUGCAGCAGGAGCUCAAGGCUGUCCUGUUCCAGGGGUAACGCACCUGCAUCUGGACUUCACAAUCUGGCACACAGCAAAGUGCCUUUCAUUUUGAAUAUUAGCUGCUCCAUCUGGUGCUGGGGGGGGAAUAAUAAAUAUAUAUAAAAAAUAAUUUUUCUACAAGCCCCCCCACCAUCACUGCAACCAUGCUCCACUUGCUCAGUGCAGCUGUGCUAUCAUUCAUUUAAAUUCUUGGUGUUUCUUAUUCUCCUAAGGUCUGAUGCCAUUGUGCUUUUUCUUUAUUGCAUUUCCCCUGACACACAUUCACAUUGGAGAAUAAAAAAAGUUUGAUUAGACCUUUAGAGUACUGUACUGCACAGCAACUCUCUCUGUAUCUCUCACAUGCCACACUGUGUAUUGGAGGGUUGUUAGUUGAAAAUUAUUACACCAGAAAAACAAAUAACACAGGCUAGCCAAGAUAUCGUAGGGAAAAUAAUGUACAAGAUUUUUAAAACUAUUUUAUACCAAAGGAUUCCCCUCAAUAGAAUGAAUACACACACAGAGAUAAAUGCAGUACACAUUCAAUAUAUACAAGAUAGUUUGUUGAUUCAGUUAUCUUUAGCUGUUUUGUCAGUUUGUGUCAGUUUUCCUUAUUUUCUUCAGAAGAUACAGUAGUACUUGUGUUAGUGAACAGACUAACCCCUCCAUCUCAGUGUUACCGAGCUUUGAAUGAAGAAAUACAGUACAAGUGCCUUCAAAUCUGAACAUAAAUGCUGUUCUGUUACUUGUGUCUUUAAAAUUACCACAACAAAAGGAUGCCAGUAUUUCCACAAUGUGCAUACAUCAUGUUAAAUGAGUCAAAAUAUUAAAACAUAAAUGCUGUUUUGUUACCUGUGUCUUAAAAUUACCACAACAAAAGGAUACCAGUAUUUCCACAAUGUGCGUACAUCAUGUUAAAUAUUAAAACUGGAAAAUAAAGCAAAUGUGGCCGAAAA